Messenger RNA from Brenthis ino (lesser marbled fritillary), 1221 nucleotides. The record is from the annotation of a GenBank genome assembly. Lineage: Eukaryota; Metazoa; Arthropoda; Insecta; Lepidoptera; Nymphalidae.
AUGAAUACCGCAGACGCAAAAUUUGUGAGUCGACCAGACAGACGCCCAGUCUUGCGCAGUUACUACUACGGAGCGGCAAAGUUUACACGUGUUUGUUAUAGUUUAUUUUUGUUUUCUUCCUUUAUAAACCUUGUUUACUGUAACACAAUGGGUAAAGUAGCUACAGUUGAGGCACUCCGCUUUAUGACGGAUUGUUUGAAGGCAGUGGGUACCGUGGCUAGAGCAGCGCAGCAACAAGCAGAGCUUUUGAUAGAAGCUGAUCGAAUGGGGCAUCCAAGCCAUGGCCUUAACAGACUAGAACUGUACGUAAAUGACAUUAUAACCGGUGCGUGCACACCUAACAAUGAGCCGAAAAUUCUUAAAGAAAAUGCAUCGACGGCGUGGGUGGAUGCUAACAAUGUCCUAGGAGCCACAGUCAGCCAUUUUGCAAUGGAUUUAGCUAUUAGUAAGGCGAAGCAAACUGGAGUUGGAUGGGUGACCGUUAAAGGUUCAAAUCACAAUGGCAUGGCAGGGUAUUGGGCGAAAAAAGCAGCUUCUAAAGGACUUAUAGGGAUGGCCUUUACCAACACAUCACCUUUACUCGCUCCGACCAGGAGUAAACAGGCCGCAUUAGGAACGAAUCCGAUAUCAGUAGUGGCACCUGGAUCAAAGGGAGAAACAUUUUAUUUGGAUAUGGCAACUACCGCUGUAGCUGUUGGAAAGAUAGAAAUGCAAAUGAGGAAAGGUGAAACGAUACCCAAAGGAUGGGCGCAAGACCCCGACGGAAAGGAGACACAAGAUGCGAGCUUGGCUUUUAAGACAUCGUGUUUAAUGCCCCUGGGUGGAGCAGAAGAAACUUCUGGAUAUAAAGGAUUUGGAUUAUCUGCAAUGGUAGAACUAUUUUGUGGCAUUAGCUCAGGGUCCAACUACGGUCACCACAUUCGUUCGUGGUCUCAUAGUGGAGAAGGCGGCCCUGCAAAUUUAGGUCAUUGCUUUGUAGCAGUGGAUCCUGAAAACUUCGCACCUGGUUUUGGUGACCGUCUUACUGAUUGUAUACAACAUUGGAGAGAGUUACAGCCAACAGACAAAAAACUCCCAGUAUUGGCUCCGGGAGAUAAAGAAAAGAAUGCAGCACACAUCACUGACUUAAGAGGAACCGUAUCAUACGUAAAGCAGCAGUUGGAAUCUAGCGCGGCACUCGCUAAGAAGUUACAGGUCAAACCUAUGGAAAUCAUAAAGGAU